Polychytrium aggregatum is the source of this 660-nucleotide messenger RNA. RefSeq names its product ankyrin repeat-containing domain protein. Gene Ontology annotation, molecular function: protein binding. The annotation marks the transcript as partial. NCBI's taxonomy places the organism in Eukaryota, Fungi, Chytridiomycota, Chytridiomycetes, Polychytriales. The record is from RefSeq and is a predicted model, not a curated record. The transcript has a single exon.
UACCACGGAGACGUCGAUGUGGUGCGGCUGAUGCUCCGGUUCGGCGCCGACCAGGUUGCCUCUCGCGAGUCCAUGGCCUUCGAGUACGCCGCGGCGCAGGGCCACAUCGAAAUCGUCAAGUUACUCUUGCCCCACACCAGGAACGUCGCUACCGUCACAGCGGCUCUCCCGUUGGCGUGCUGCAACGGCCACCUCGAGGUUGUGCGGAUGCUUCUGGAUGCCGGUGCCGAUGUCCGUAGCAACAACGACGACCCGCUCCGCAUCGCCUCUCGCCGCGGCCACUUCCAGGUCGUCGAGUUGCUGCUGCAGAACGGCGCAGAUGUUGCCGCAGGCCACGGCAGCCUGCUGUACUGGUCCUGCUUCGACGGCCUGUACGAGAUGGUGCGUGUCCUGCUGGAGUACGGCGCUGAUGUGCACUCUCAGAACGGCACGGCGCUCCGAUGGGCGGCCCAAAACGGCCAUGUGCAGGUGGUCAAGGUGCUGCUUUCCUUUGGGGCCAACCCCAACGUCGACAACGGCUACCCGAUCGUCCACUCGUCCAUCCGCGGCCACUACGAGGUCGUCAAGGCCAUCUUGCAGUACAAGCCUGCCCAGGUCUAUCUCGACAGGGCCUGGGUGCUCGCCAAGCAGCAUGGACACACAGACAUAUGCAACCUUCUG